AUUGUGCCUGUUCACAAUAGCGAACGCUGGUUAGACGCAUGCUUGAAGUCAGUUUGGGAACAAGAUUUUAAGGAAACCAUGGAGCUGUCGAUUUUUAAUGACUCCAGUAAGGAUGGUUCAGCUGAAAUCAUUGAAAAAUGGAAGACGAAGUUGGCAGAUGCUGGUGUUCCAGUAGUCGUUGGUAGUAAUGAUUCGUCUCGGCCUCGAGGUGUUGGAUUUGCUAAAAAUCAAGCAGUAAUUCAGAGCUCAGGAACCUAUCUCUGCUUUCUGGAUUCAGAUGAUGUGAUGAUGCCACAGCGGGUCAGACUGCAACAUGAAGCUGCCAUUCAACGCCCAAACAGUAUUAUUGGUUGCCAAGUCAGAAGAGAGCCACUGGAGUCUACUGAACGGUAUACUCGUUGGAUCAAUAAUCUGACUGAAGAACAGCUUCUUACUCAGGUGUUUACCUCCCAUGGACCUACUGUGAUCAUGCCAACCUGGUUCUGUUCUCGAGAAUGGUUUUUUCACGUGGGAAAAUUUGAUGAGGGUGGAAAGGGUGUUCCGGAAGAUUUGUUGUUUUUUUAUAAACAUAUCCAAAAGGGCGGUGAAGUCUUUCGAGUAAACCAUUGUCUCCUGCUGUACCGUUACCAUCCACAGGCUGCAACUCAUUCCGUCCUAGAGGGAACCAUCUGGAAUCACCGCGUCAGGUUUCUUGAAGACAGAGUCCUGAGCUCCUGGACAUCAUUCACCAUUUGGAAUGCUGGCAAGCAAGGCAAGAAGCUCUACAGAAGCUUGUCACCAGCUAAUCGGAAAAAGGUAACCGCGUUCUGUGAUGUUGACGGAAAGAAAAUAGCAAAAGGAUUCUACACUUACGAAGAAUCUGAGGAGAGACCAAAGCCAAAAAUUCCUAUAUGUCACUUCAGAGAAGCAACUCCACCUUUCAUUAUCUGCGUGAAGCUGGAUUUGACAGGUGGAGCAUUUGAAACAAACCUGAACAUGCUGAACUUGAAGGAAGGGAUGGAUUAUUAUCACUUUAACUAA
Messenger RNA from Tauraco erythrolophus (red-crested turaco), 1020 nucleotides. It is a transcript of the gene QTGAL, whose product is annotated as queuosine-tRNA galactosyltransferase. NCBI's taxonomy places the organism in Eukaryota, Metazoa, Chordata, Aves, Musophagiformes, Musophagidae. The record is from RefSeq and is a predicted model, not a curated record.